Corticium candelabrum is the source of this 496-nucleotide messenger RNA. Its product is annotated as large ribosomal subunit protein uL23m-like. Gene Ontology annotation, cellular component: ribosome; mitochondrial large ribosomal subunit. The record is from RefSeq and is a predicted model, not a curated record. Gene Ontology annotation, molecular function: structural constituent of ribosome. The transcript has 4 exons. The coding region runs from base 34 to 432 and encodes 132 amino acids. NCBI's taxonomy places the organism in Eukaryota, Metazoa, Porifera, Homoscleromorpha, Homosclerophorida, Plakinidae. Gene Ontology annotation, biological process: mitochondrial translation.
GUCCCGGAUUAGACGUUAGUAGCCCGGAAAAGAAUGGCUGGUAAACUCGGUCGUCGAUUGUUUCUUCCAAGCUGGUACAUCAAACUAGUUCGGCCUGGCGUUGAUCUGCCAGAUAAUGAAGUCAUGUUUCACGUGCCACUAAAGAUGACAAAAUUAGACAUAAGAAACUACCUUGAAAAGAUAUAUGACAUCAGAGUGGCUAAAGUAAAUACAAGAAUUCAACUAGGAAAGACAAGGACAAUUGUCACAAAGGGUGUACCUCAGAAGAAGAAACGACCCGAUGUUAAAGUUGCUUAUAUCACUCUUGCAGAUGGGACAUUUCGUUUUCCUAACUUGUUUAGCAAGGAAGGUCACAAAGAUGAAAAGGAAGUGGCAUCAACAAAGGGAGAACAUGACAGUAAAGAAUCGACUGUUGCUACUCCAGUUUGGUAAAUACAGUAAAUGGCAGUUGUAUGUACAUGUACCUUACAAAUACAAUGAAUGAUGUAAUUAAUUA